This is a messenger RNA of Seminavis robusta, 2619 nucleotides long. Lineage: Eukaryota; Bacillariophyta; Bacillariophyceae; Naviculales; Naviculaceae. The record is from the annotation of a GenBank genome assembly.
AAGAAUCUCUCGCCUGAAACCAGUGUAAAAGAAUGAUUUCCUUGCUUUGUAAAGCGCUGCCUUUCUACUAAAUUUGUCGAGUUGUCGAAAUCGAAUCUUUGCCCUAUUGCCUGGAACCAAUCAUUGCUUGCUACACGUACUUCUCUUGGCUGUCAAUGAUAUACCAACUACAACUUCUUGGAGGCCAGAUUGUACCGUUGUGGAGUCAUCAUACAGAGACUGGCAGCGUUUGAUUGAUCGUUUUCUGGUUGCAUUGAUAUCUUCUUUUGAAGUCUCAUUUCCUGGCAUUCUCGAUUGACGGUUCGCUUUUCCUCCUCCCUGUAAUAAUAAAAGUGAAUCAUCAUCAUCAUGUUACGUCAAGCCAUGGAUGCCGCUGAAGGUCAGUUUCAGCAGCAACAGCAACAUCAAUAUCAUCAACAACAGCAAGAUGAAACGGCUAGACUGCUAUCAUCUUCCAUUCCACCUCCAUCCGAGGCAACCACUGGGGGGUUUGGGACUGCCCAUGCCCCAGUUUAUGACGAAGAAGAUGAGAGCAUGUUGGAAGACGAGUCAGAAGACGACUGGAGUGAACAGCAGAGAUCACGUCAACAACCACCAGGAAUGACGCGCAAGGCAUGGGAUAGCAUACGCAACGCAUUUCUCCUGGUGGCCAAUGUGGAGAAUCUGUGGGAUUCGCCCGUACCGAAUCAACCAUCAGGAGGAGAUGGGUACAGAUCCAAUAUGAUGUAUACCAAUGGGACUUCUUCUUCGGCAGCGAGCGUAGCUAGACUGAGAAGACGGUCGUAUCUGAUUGUCUUGUUCUGGUUCUUUGUCCUGGCAGGAGCUUAUGCCAUGGAACGAAGCACCUUUAAGCUUCUCGUGGAUCGAGCAGGGCCCUUUCGACUCUUUUCCGUGGAAAUGGUCACCCUCACGCAUGCUCUCAUGUUGGGAGCUUGGAUGGUGGUGUCCAGUAUUUAUCAAAGUAGACAAGAACAGGAUGAAGGCAGCCGGAUAUCCUUGGGCAUACCCCUCGUGGAUGUGGGAUACAUGGCUCUCCUGGACACAUUCCACCUUUUACUGGUCUUUUUGACAGGUCGAUAUGUGUGCCCUACGUUGACGGUGAUUCUGGUACAAUUCACUCUCCCUCUGUCAGCCUUUCUGACUCAAUUUGUGCAUUCGGAUGGACGCUGUGCACAGUGCUUUUGUCGCAAUUCCGAUAGUGAUGACAACAGUAGCGAUGGUGACGACAAUCGUGAUGAAGAAGGCAAUGCCCAACAGGAACGGGGCUUUGGUGGAUCUUCUUACCAACAACAACAGGCCGGCGACAGCAACGGGGGUGACAAUCAAUCGACAACGAACUCGGAGGGAAUGCCGCUGCCUGGAUGGGGCGGCCUCUCAGCAGAACAUCUUUGGGGGUCGCUUAUUCUGUCACUGGCAGUCUUGUUGGCAUCGCUACCCUCAUUUUACUCCAUCAUUAAUCCAUCCUUCUUUGCCUACGCCGACCAAAUACCCAUUCAAACGGCAUACAAUACACUCAUCUAUGUCUCGAGUUGCUUUCCUGCCGCUGCAUCUCAGCUGUACAAAGAACACGUCUUUUUGCAAAGCAAGCAACCGGUAAAUGCCAGCUAUCUGAACUUUUUGCUGUCCCUCUUUCAGUUCAUUCUGGCAUCCAUCAUGACACCGCUGGUAUUUGGACUGCAGGGCUUGGGUGCGGGCGAGGAUUGGACAAGCCUGUAUCCAUCGUCUCAUUUCAGCAACAACUUUCUAUCCGGUCUCAAGUGUUUCCUGGGACUAUUGCCAGAGGACGCAGCCCAGCAGAACUUUCCCGAGCCAGCCAAUUGCGACCUUUCGAUGGGAUUGGUAAUUGUGCACGCCUUUUCCAUUGUGGCCGUGGGAUGUGCUGUGGAUAAAAUUGUCAAUGCGGGCGCCACCAAAGCCAUGUACCGAGGGAUCAGCGCAGGGAUCAUCGUCGCUGUGUUGCUCAUGUACGAAUAUGACAUGCACACUACGAGAUUCAACUACGGCCCGGCCAUUGAUGCCCUUAAUCUCGUAUGUCUCAUUCUGCUGAUUGUGGGGGCGGAGGUCUACCACCGAGUCAGUCUGACAGACAGCGUGUUCGAAACGGUGUAUCCAACCGUGGAAGGCCUUUACGAAGAUGAAGAGUAAAGUUCUCGCUAUUCGCCCGCUUGGCUACUGUCCAUCUUGGACGGUAGUCCGAUAUUGAAUUUGUCCUGCUAGCUAGGCUUUGUAUAUUACGGUGUAGGGUAGAAAGAGAAGACGACUUGCUUCUGGGUCGGCUGGUGAAGCCCUCGUCCCACUGUGAGUGUCAACUCGACGUGCGGCAUUGCUCUCAUUUAUUUGGAAGCACUUUGAUGGGACAGCAGUCUGCAUCGCCGUGACACUAGCUAGCUAGGUCGAAGCAAAAUGAGAAUACCCGUCUGCGAAACGACCGGCUAGAAUGCGCGCCGCUUCAAAAUGCGUUGCUCCAUCUUCCUACAACAAAGUAUACUAAUGGAGCUCUAGUAUUUAUUGACAAUAGAGUCAAGACGUCCUGACACAUUGUUCUUCCUAGAUAUAAUAUACUGAUUUCAAAUGCACAUCGAUGGCAGCCACAAAGAAUUAGAAGAAAGCACAUUGACC